This is a messenger RNA of Aquila chrysaetos chrysaetos, 11212 nucleotides long. It is a transcript of the gene KCNG4, whose product is annotated as potassium voltage-gated channel modifier subfamily G member 4. The transcript has 3 exons. Bases 445 to 1980 code for a protein of 511 amino acids. Gene Ontology annotation, molecular function: delayed rectifier potassium channel activity. The record is from RefSeq and is a predicted model, not a curated record. Gene Ontology annotation, cellular component: voltage-gated potassium channel complex; membrane. NCBI's taxonomy places the organism in Eukaryota, Metazoa, Chordata, Aves, Accipitriformes, Accipitridae. Gene Ontology annotation, biological process: protein homooligomerization; potassium ion transmembrane transport.
CCACACUGACAGUCCCAAGGGAAACAGAGGAGAGACAGGGAGAGGGCAGGAUCCACCAGCUCUCACUCAGCAUAUUUCUCCAGGAAGCCCCAGGAGUCCAGAAGAGGAGCUGCCACUUAGGACACUGUCUCCUUUGCAAAGGAUCUAUUAGUACAACAUAUAUUACAUGAACACAUAUGAAUAUUUUCCCUUUCCAGGAAGGAAGGACAGAAGGAGAAAGAGGAAAGAGACUGCGAUCUCCCGAGUGCUAUAGUAAUUUUUCAUGUAAUCAAUACUGUAAAAUAUCCCCAGGUCUUUCUGCUGGAUUGUAACUCAGAGGACAGCUGAUCAGUUGCGGCAUGUGUACUUCACCUGCGGGGAAGCCAGGCACCGGGCAGCAGCCCGUGGCACGGUGAUAACCCUGCUCUGAUGCCAUUUCGGAUGUCCCAGUGAGAACUCUUAGAGAUGCCUAUUCUCUCCAGAGGCAGUGACCAAGACUAUAGUAACGUUAGCUACACUUCUUGUAAUUCCUUGACCCACUUCUUUCCUGUCUCCGUUGAAACCCCUUCUGUCAAAGGGGUCCAUUACCAAAGAGCCAGGAGGAUUUACCAUCCUGAUCAAGUCUCUGCAGUCGAUCUAAAGACAGAGAUCAUGAUAAAUGUUGGAGGCAUCAAGUACCUGCUACCUUGGAGUACUUUAGAUGAAUUUCCCCUGACCAGACUGAGCAAACUUAAGUUUUGCAGCAGCUAUGAAGAAAUAAUUCAGCUGUGUGAUGAUUACGAUGAAGACACCCACGAGUUCUUCUUUGACAGGAACCCCAAUGCUUUUGGGAUGAUUGUCAGCUUUCUAGCAGCAGGGAAGCUGAUGCUCUUAAGAGACAUGUGUGCCUUGUCUUUUCAGGAGGAGCUGAGAUACUGGGGGAUUGAGGAAUCCAACCUGGAGAACUGCUGCUUUCGAAAACUAUUUCAAAAACUGCAGGAGUUGGCCGAGGUACGCAAAGAAGAGGAGCUUCGGAGGAGCAAAGAAGCUACAUGUGUCUUGGAUGAGAAAACCAAAUUUGGACAGUUUAUGAACAGACUCAGAGAUAUGGUAGAAAAUCCUCAGUCAGGACUCCCAGGCAAAGUCUUUGCUUGUCUCUCCAUUCUCUUUGUGGCCACCACAGCUAUAAGCCUUUGUGUUAGCACAAUGCCAGACUUAAGAGCUGAAGAAGACAGGGGCGAGUGUUCCCAGAAGUGCUAUUACAUCUUCGUCAUAGAGACCAUCUGUGUGGCUUGGUUUUCCCUGGAGUUCUGCCUCCGAUUCAUUCAGGCAAGGAGCAAGUGUCAGUUCUUCAAAGGACCCCUAAAUAUAAUUGACUUCGUGGCUAUUUCACCCUAUUACGUUUCCCUCAUCUUCUCAGAAGAUGACUCAAACGAGGAGGAUGACAGGCCAAGCAGCAACACAUAUUUGGAGAAGGUUGGUUUGGUGCUACGGGUUUUACGUGCCUUGAGGAUCUUGUAUGUAAUGCGCCUUGCCCGACACUCCUUGGGCUUGCAGACUUUGGGCCUCACAGUUCGGAGAUGCACACGGGAAUUUGGCCUGCUUUUACUCUUCUUAUGCGUGGCUGUCACUCUGUUUUCUCCUUUGGUCUAUCUUGCCGAGAAUGAAUCUGGGAAGGUGCUUGAAUUUACAAGCAUACCUGCUUCUUACUGGUGGGCUAUCAUUUCAAUGACCACUGUGGGGUAUGGAGAUAUGGUACCACGGAGCGUCCCAGGCCAGAUGGUGGCUCUCAGCAGCAUCCUCAGUGGGAUUCUCAUCAUGUCUUUUCCUGCAACAUCAAUAUUCCACACUUUCUCCCAUUCCUACUCGGAGCUGAGAAAGGAACAUGAACGACUACAGUCUCGGCUAAACAGAGUAAAAAAUGCCAAUCACUCUGGCGAAAGUGACACCUUCAAUGAGACAGACAGCUUGAUCCUGGAGGAUCAAGCAUCACCAAUCAAAUACAUUUACACAGGGAACUAAGCCUCAUUGUAAAGCAUUCCCAAGAACAGGAAUAGAAAUAUACACGUAUAUACGUCAACAUAACACUCAAAGCCAAGCAACAACAUAGGUUAUGACGCUAUUCUUUUCUGCCAGCAUAGGUAUAAUAAGCAGUCAAGCCAACACAGCAAGCUCCAACGCAUAAUGGAACUGGAGGUUUUGAGAAUGUCAAAAGUCAGAGUUUAUUCGAGUUUAUUCAAUAAUAUAUAUUAAUUCUUCUCUAUGACUAAUAAGAAUAAACUUUGUCUCUGCCAGUCAUGUAUCUUGCUGAAUACCUAAUAUUGAACAAGUAACAAACAAAACAGCUUCUUGCUAUUUUAUUUGCCUUUGAGUUCCCAAUGCUCUUGCAAUUAAUAUCUUCAGCCAAGCAUUAGAAUGCAUUCUUUCAGGGCUACGCACCAGUGUUGUUUAUACAAUGCUCAUCUACCAGGCAUACAGAAGAAGCCUCGAUACAAAUCUGAAUUCUGCAUCUAAAGCCACUAAUAAGCUCAAAAUAAAAGCACUGUAUGUGAAAGCUUUCGAAGUUCGCCUGUAGCCAGACAAUCAAUCUAUAAAUAACAAAUUGCACUGCUAUUGUAUAAAAUACAUAGUCUUUGCAAGAGAAUUUGCUUGAAAUGCAGUUGCGGUCUGCAAACUGUAAACAUUUCAUACUAGAUAGCAAAAAUUUUCAAACUUCUUUUUCAUAUACUUAUUUAAAAUAAUAAUGAGGAAUAAAAAAACCCAAGCUUAUUGACCAUACUAAAAAGAGUUGGUGUUAUCUUUUUCACUGAAUGGUGAUGGCUCCUCUGGAAGAAAGAUGAAAAAUUAUUGAAAGUUAGUUAUUGAAAAUGAGAUGAUAGCUCAGGAGUAUCCAAAGGUAUAAAUAGUAAAGAAUGAGGUAAAUGAUUGCCAGAGAGGCAGUGGGAGUAAAUUCCUAAUGCAAAUGGAAGGUGUCCCUUUUGGGAUAUCCAAGUAUAGCCAGAAGAAAGUGAUAGGACUACACAGAAGUCAACAAUGCUACUUCAUGGGAUAGUCUAGAUGAUCUUUUACAAUUUCUUUUACCUUUACCUGUGAAUGCAGUUAGUGAAAACCAACACCAAGACAUGAAGGCCAGCUCUGUGCACACCCCUGUGUGUUGAGGGCCUGCGUCAGCUCACGUCAGGUCCUCAGUUUGUAAGCAGUCCUGCUGGUACCCACAGAACUUUGACACGCUGAACGUUGGGCAUGUAUUUAAGUACUGAGAUGAAUCAAGGGCUAAAUUAUUUUUUAAUCAGAUUUUCAGCUUUCAUUAUUCCAUUUCUUAAAUCUUACCAAGGUCCCCAUGACCUUGUGAUGGAGCAAAGCUCCGUGAAGGGACCAUUCAGUUCCAGUUUUCAGCAGGCACCAUUCUUGCACAGUACGGUGCAGUUUGGAGCCCAGGGGGUACUUUCAGGCGUCAUGACCCGUCUCCCACGUGGACGUACAAACACAGUCUCUUGCAGAGUUAUGCAACUUCAUGCAGGCAUUUGGGAGUUUCGGUUUUUAGAUACUAUCCUCACUGCGCUGCAUAGCUUAUGGACAGAAAAGCACAGUUGUUGGCACAAUUUGGAUCACGUGACUCAAAUUAAUCUCUUGGAUUUAUCUUGCUAUUGACCCUAUGAUUUAAACCAGAGAAACUGUAGCGGAUUAUAGAUGGGAUGUUCCAACAUAACCGGAACAAGUCGACACUAGAUGACAGGCAUUUAUAUUUGUCACAUAAAGGGUGGAAUUUCUGCUGGUUCAUGCAUAGGUCUAUCUGAUUUUUUAUUUUCAUUUUUCGCAAUUAGCAUUUAUUUUUUGCCAGCAAUUCUCUACAGUAGGACUACUUAGAUGGUACACCAGACAAAAUCCAACCCCAAACUCGACCAUGACCCAGACCUCUCCAGGGUCCUACGCAUGGUAAUGCCACCUGCAUUUCACUGGGAGAGUCUGUAUUUCUUUACAGUUAUUCCAGUUUCUUAGGAAAAACAAUUGCACACUGCCACAAUACCCAGCACAGUCCACUUCUGUCCCUCUGGCCUGGCAGAGCCAAAGACAGUGCUUGCUCCCUGCUGACUGAUGCCUGCUAGAACACGUGUCCUGAUGCAGAAAAGCCACAUCUUUUAGAAGAUAUUUCUCCCCACAGACACACACUUUGGAAAUACAAACGAUUAGGUAGUGCAACUGAUUUGCUGCUUCUAAUUAACAGUCUUCUUGCUAGUUCAGGAGUUAGUUGAACAGGGUCCCACAGAAAAUUAGCCCAGUCACAUUGUUCUAAACAUGUAGAUAGCUGGAAAAAUAUUGCGGCUUUUACUGCCCAAGUACUUGUAACACCAACAGGUUCUGUGAUGUAGGCGGGGUUGUGGAUAUAACAUGCACCCAAAUUCACAGCAAUCCAGACCUUGACUCACUCAAGCAUUUAAGUUUGUGUAAGUUCUUCCAAAACACAAUGCAAGAAUGUGCUGAAACACGGAGGUAAAGCAAACAAACAAAAAAAUCGCCAAUAUUCAAGAGUGAGGUAAGUGCUUGUACUUUCAGCAGAAUCAGGACCAUAACAUACAUUUCUGUUUCUAACUUCAUCUCCUCCUAUAGCUGGGUCUGGGCUGCACCAGCUUUCAUAGAAAAUGUCCUUCAUGAUUCAUUGUGUUACUAGGGAGGGAGAAAAUAUGUUGAGAGGAACAUUUAGUUCCUGUGUAACUCAACUGAGUAACAAAUUCAGAACACUCAGUUACAAUUAGAAGAUAUUGUUGUUGCCAAGAUCAUAUCAUUUCAUAACUAGACUUAAUUAAAAGAGCAGUUUAGGGGCCUGGCAUCCAGCUUCUCUUAAUUCAAAGCCUUUUCCCUGAAUCUAAAUCCUGGAAGCAGCAAAGGAACAGCACCCAUUAUCCAGGGAAAACGAUGUUGUUCAGCCCUCACCAAGGCAUUACAUCUCUUUUUAAGCUUCUAAUUGCUACUCUGAUAUAGCAACAACUCCUACUGUAUAAUGAUGGGACCCACAAAACUCCACACCAUGCUGUUUUGUUUGGGGAAGUUGAUAGAUAUCCUGCUCUGCAAACCAGCUACGGAUACCAGGUGGUGUGACAGAGUCACAUGAAAACGCAAUACAGGACCCUUCCAAUUACUGGUCUGACUUGGAACCAAAACACGGUGAAUGGGUUUUGAUCACGGGCUAAAUGCAAAUUUUCUAUGAUGUUAAAAUUGCACUCAGGGGCUAAGACCUUUGCUUUGACCUAACUCUCAUUUCUUCAGAGAUUCUGCAGAUUGUUUCAAAUUCUCAUGGCAGCCCUUUUACCUCCUGGCUAUUCUCCAGCUGCUUCUCCUCUUUGAUUUUCAUCAGUUCCCCUGGUAGAGAAGCAUCACAUAAGACGGACAUACUAUUAUUUCAGUAAUGAACUCCCAUUAGUUUCAUAGGUUCAGUAUUUUAUUAUUGCAACCUACUGUUAGGUCUCCUGAAACUUGCCUUUCAUGUGUCUUUGGCAAUCUGAAGUUUCCAUCCAGUCAUUAGUAUUCAUAAUAUAAUUAAAGUUACCAGGUUUAUUAUUUAAGUCACAUAAAUUCAUUUGAGGGAAAAGUACAUUAUUUUAGGGGUAAAUUGCAAAACAACUCACUAAGCGUACUGGAUAUCCUAUGCAAAAAUUAUAGCAGAAUUAUUUAAAACUUUUAUUGGUCAAUAUUUUUUAUUUCAAACAUACCCAAACAGUAUUCUGCAGUUAUUUUGAACAAUUAAGCACAUCUGCUGAUAGAAAUUACACUCACCAUGCCCCCUCUGAUUUUAUUCCUAAUGAAAGAUUUUUUCCCUUUUUUUUUUGUUCAGAAAAUUAUUGUAAUACAUUGCAGUGAUCUAUAAAUAAUGAUGAAAACCUGGAAGGUCAAGGAAAUGAAAAGUACAGCAUAUUCCCUGAAGGAGCAUUAGAAAGUUUUUACUUCUACAAGUAAUAAAUUAUUAGCCACAUGUUAAAGUUAAAACUGAUAAAAGGCUGAUAUAACACUCACUUUUCCUAAAUGGAAACUGGUUUCAGCAUGGUAAAUUCCUAGAUAUUCUAGCACAUUUUACAGAAAGUGUUAAAUUCCUUCCUGUGAACUAUUUUGCUUCUGUAGCAAUGGCAUGGCACAAUACCUGCCAAAGCCCUAAGAAAUGGGACAAGGUUUUGAAUAUAUCAGGUGCUCACAGUGUGCACACUGGAUUCUCUGCUGGCCUCUGACAUGGGGCAUUAAACUGGAUUUUCCCAGCAGGUGAAGCACAGAGACUGAGCUGAAUACUCCUCUUUCCUUGCAGGACACCAGCAUUUAGCUCAACCAAGGUCUGCAGAACAUCCCGACUAGUUUGGGCAAACCGAUUCUUGCAUGUGGGGUACAGAUCUUAUUAGGAAGCUUCAGUUCUUAAUUUGCAAUAGUAGGAUGAAACCUAAUGCUCUAAUUUCUUUUUUUUCCCGGAUGACGAAAAUGAUACUCACAAUGAAAAGAUGAUGAAGAGAAAGAACUAAGGCAUUUCCCUUCCCCCUGUGCUCCUGUCUGUACCAUUUUACUUCUUAUAGAAGCUAGUCCUCAAAAACUUAUUUUCCCCAAAGUUUAAUGUUCUUGUAGUUCCUUUAAGCCAGUAUCUGAUCUCUGUGAAAAGCUCACACAGAGGGGGAAAAAAGCUAACCCAAAGCUACUUCACUAUAAGAGAGAUCUGCAUUCAGAAUAGUAUCAAGGAAACUCAUGUAAAUAUCCAGGCCUGGAUCAUCAGCACCAAGUAGAAGUGCUUAAGGAACACCUUAGCUGAAUAUUACAGUAGAUUCAGCAAGAGGGAUAAAAAUCCAACUCAAAUUUCAUUAUUUCCAUACUUGAUUCCUGCCAUAACUACACCAGUUAUAAAAAUCAUGCAUAUGUCUAAAAGGAAAGGGCUGUAGAAGACUCUUCAGCUGUUUCUCUUCUGAAAGUUAUAGUCUGUUAUAUCACCAGUAAUAAGUACCAUAACUAAGUAAUAAAACAUAAUCAUCCUGAAACAACACUUAAAAUUUAAAAUCUUAAAUGAAAAGGUCUACUGCUUCAUACCUGACAAUUUUGUUUAAAAAAAAAAUUUUAGGACUUAAUGUAUUAGCGUAGAACUCCAUACAUGCAUAUAAUAAAGUCAUAACAUCUUCCAAAAUUUCCUGAUUGCCAGUUCUAGCAUUCAGCCAAAUAUUAGUUACUCAGACACUAGCUAUGACUCAACAGGUUUUAUCUUGCCUUUUUCAAAAUAACCUCAUCAGCUUUCAAGAAACUGUGACUAUUCUCAGUAAGAGCAAAUGGAGUGAUACAGAAUUUUUCUUCUGCCUGAAGUUAAAGCAGAUAAGGUACAAUUUAUAUUGACCUUGCAGGGCAAUAAAGCCCUCACAACGCUUCUGUGAGAAUCCAAUGACGUUUCACUUCAUUUCAGACAAACAGCAUGAUCAUUUGCUGACGUUCCACCAUUUGCCUUUAACUCCACAUCCAGGUCCACAUCACUUCCCAUGCAGACAGGACACAGACCAAGUACCUUCCUAGUUCCACAGCUUCUUUUGUUUUCACCUGCCCACUUUGGAACCCCACAUCAGGAAUUGUUCCUUUGCUAUACAAAAAGCCAACCCGUUAAAGAAUUUUCUUAUGAAAAUUCAUAACCUUAAAGGUACCGUGUGACAAAUACUAAAGAUAAUUGGAUUGCACUCAUGAACAGAAAAUACUAAUAAAACAAAGGACAUGCUUUUAUGUCCUUCAAUCAACAGGUCUUGUACUGUCCUUUAAGUGUCUUACAUCGUCUUUUAAAAAAAUAUCCAUUAAAAUUUUCUAAUUAAAAUUUCACUUGCAAAUCACUGUUCUUGAAAUAACCUCACCAGAACAACAAAGCAGGUAACAAUCAUAAAACUUUAUGCCUUGGGGAUCUACUUCUCCAAAUUAUUAAGUUUUCAUUAGUCUGAUGUUUUACUUUUACCUAGCUAUCCUGAAGCUUUCCUAACUGCCUAGUUCCACACCAAAUUAGUUAGAGCUGUUGUAACUCUGAGAGACUUUUAUAUGAGAAUUUCACAAAAAUAAUCUCAGCUCAAAGACAACAAACACCAGGAAAUAUCAAAGCUUCAGAGGGACAAAAGAGCUAUGAGCUACUCGUGAUUAAAGAAAAAAAGAAUUAUUACACAGUUCAGCAAAGAUACUGCAGGAUUUAGUACAGUCAUUUCCAGAGUUGAUAAAGAUAAUGCUAUCAGCUCAUUAAGGUGUAAGUAUGCAUGCUUAAACAAAUUAAACUAAUUUCAUACUGAUACAAAGAUACCUAAGGGAAAUUGAAGGUCAAAUAGAUUUAUGCCAUAAGUGGUUCAGAGAUUGUGAAAUGUUCUAACAGAAUUUAAAACUGCAUUUUGUCUACAGAAUUUUGCAUUUCUGAAUAAAACUGUAACCAAGGGUCCAUUCCUCAGAGUUAUUACACAAGUGGCAUUAAAAAAAAACCCCAAACAAACAAACAAAAACCACAGAAAUGCAUUUCAAGAGCAAGAAUAUUGGAGGGAACACUACACAGAACGAAAGAUAAAUCAGUUCCAAAUUAUUUCCCAAAAGAGCAAAAUAUGUCAGUAGAAUAGGUUUGCUGGUCUUUAAUCACUGUUUGUUGAAAUAACAGCAAAUUAAAGGCCCAUUUUUGCAGGUUGUCGGAUAUUCGGGUGAGCUGCAAAGUGCCUCUGGCUUUGUGAAAGUCUAUAAAGUUUGAAUCACCCAGUAUACUGAAAACUCUAAGAAGUGCAACUAAAUAUUAUGAUAGUGAAAUUUUAUACUUGACUAUACUUUAUUUUAUUGAAGUAACAUAGGUUCUGACUGGUUUUAGAAAAGACCUCUAUGUUUCACUCCGCUUGCUUCUGUGCCUGAGCUUGGGAUACCAAAGAAAAAAAGAAAAGCAGCCUAGAUGUGGUGUAGAUCAGUAUCACUCUUAAAAUCCAUAGAUUUAAUCCAACUUACCACAGCUGAGAAUAAGGCUGUAAGUACUUCUGCAUUGCUGCAAUAUGUUCACUGUCAUUCUCUUCCUUCAUCAAGUGAUUCUGAAAUGUAAAAAAAUCAAUCAGAAAGCUGAAGAGAAAGAUCAACCUCCCUUUUACCACCAACCAUGAUCAACACUCCAGGCUUCACAAGUUUUGUUGGACUGUGAUCCCUGCAACCUCUUGACAAGAACUGCAAACCCAGACACAAACACAAGCCUUUGUAUUUCCAUUCUUAGCUAUACUCCUACCACUGCCUGUUGUAGUUUUAUAUAUAUGUCAAUCUUCCUACAAAAACUGACCGUGCACUCUCUGAAACGGCUACACUGAAUGCUCCCAACCACCCGCAUUUCCAAAAGGGAGGGAGUUUCAUAAGACCUUCGAAGACUUCCAGUGUGGCUGAUUCUGGGUAGGAAACUGGAACAAAAGGGAUGCAAUUCUUGAUUCACCCCAUUUCCAAUAGAGAGAAGAGGGGCCACCAAAGGGUCUCUAAUACCAAGGAAUAUCCCAACCUGUAACCCACUAUUACACAAUUGUUGUGUUCCUGUGCAUGGGAGAGAAUACACUCCAAUUAUAACUACAAGGAGGUGCUGAGCCUGCUCCUUAAGGGCAUGCUCAUUUGAGAGAAAAGCUGGCAUAGUCAUAGCUGUUUGCUCAACUCUGGCUAAAAAGCAGCACUGAGGACUGCCAAUAUUUAUGUGAUUCUCUCAUUUUAUUCAGAGAGCAAGAACAACCAGCCAAAAAUCUUAGGGCGCCCUGAACAUAACAAGACAGCAAUAGCACUCAUUUCUCCUGACCGCUUUUCUGCUGAAUAAUCAAGCUUGUAUUAGUUUUGGAAGUUUUCGUCUUCCAGGAUGUGGUGGGUAAGUCAAGUGGCUUUUAAGCUGAAGACUCUGCACAGAGCUUAACCCUGCCAAAAUUUAUGUAUGGGAAUUGUCCCAAGGAACUGUAUUUGCAUGACUGAGUCUCAUGAGAUAGCAUGGAAGCUGGCCUAGAGGAACAAGUCCUAAUGGAGGUUUUUCCUCAGGGAACCUGUGGGUUUGCUCAUAAGAAAUUACUCCAAUUUCCACAGCUCACUGGCUGCCACAGAUACAGUUUCCUCUUUCUUUCUUUCUUUCCAUUCAUGCCUUUUGUGCUGCAUGGGGGCAAUCCAUUUUUUAUUCAUAGGCUUUAGGAGGAUCACUAAAUACUCUGUGCCAUGGCAGACAGUUUUUAAGCUAACAUCUCCCCAGCUGUGACCUGCAGUUGCACAUCUGAGGAGUGAAGUGUAUCUUUGUAACAUUGCAUUGGCCUCCCUCCCAAUACAGUCACUCCGUGUACUUCUACUGACUGAAGAAAAUUAUUGAAGAAGCAUCUUAUCAACAUAUGCGCCAAAUGUCCAGAUGAGUGUAACUAAAUCUGCAGGAACAUCGCUCUGGUGUUGAGCCAAUAUUAAGACAUCAGUGUUCAGGAUUUUCUCCCACUCUUCCAGUCCAUCAGGGAAGUGAAGCGCAUAUGGACAGAUGAUGUGCUCGCUCUUCAGGGGCUGCGUUCCAGCUCUGUUCCAGCCAGAUCUGAGCCUAAGACUAGGGGCCAAACAGGACCCCCACAGUCAAGUCACUGUGCUGGUCCCCUUCUUAUUUAACAUCUUCUUGAUUUUGUUACUGCCUUCUGAGACAAACACUUUGUAUUAUCACAAGACAGCUUUAAGAUAUGCUUCUAAUACUGUUAUACAAAUUACUAAGUUGAAAAAAGGAAAAUGCUCCAGUGAUUCAGCUCUUCUUGUCUCUGGGACCUCUGUCUCUUCAACGUAUGAACUACCAAAUCAGAAUUCACUUAACCUGACACUGAUGGCUCACAGAGAGGCCUCCAGCCUACGAAACCCCAUAGCAGACCAUGAGUACCCUGCCUCUGAAUGUUGCUUUCCAAGCCAAAACAUCAUCCCAUUUAUAAUUAACAGUGAUGAUUCGCAUCGUACAAAGACAAUUCAGCAUGAUUAAGUCUCUGCCUGCCCCCAACUUUCUGAUAGUUAAGACCCCACCUCAAAAACACUUUGUAAAGGCCCGACAUUGAAUCCUGGGCUGCCCUGGAUGCUCUCCCAGAGGUCCUCACACCUUCUGUCUGACAGCCAUCUAGUGGUACCUGCACUACUUCGCAAGGUAAAGGAGCAGCUAACUCAGUGCUCAGGCAGAUGGGUCCUCCCUUUCCUGUCAGAGCUAGAAGCUGUUCUGGAAGGAUGGAAUUUAUACUAUAUACUUCUGUCAUUUUAUUUAUUUGCCAUUAUCCUAUAAAACAUUACUGUG